Cheilinus undulatus (humphead wrasse) is the source of this 1744-nucleotide messenger RNA. RefSeq lists its product as uncharacterized. Lineage: Eukaryota; Metazoa; Chordata; Actinopteri; Labriformes; Labridae. The transcript has 7 exons. The coding region runs from base 123 to 1043 and encodes 306 amino acids. The record is from RefSeq and is a predicted model, not a curated record.
AAGCCAUCACUCGGACAACGUGCUUGUGUUUGUUUCUCCGCCCUUUACUGUGGCAGUUAGCUAACGGAGACAGCUUAAAACCCCGGGGAGCACAACACUAGAAUUUACAGUAGUUAGCCAAGAUGAAGGCGAACAGUGUACCUCGAAUUAUCAUCAUUAUUUUGUGUACGUUGGUUUUUGUGGCGGUGCUGGUCGUCAACGCUUUGGCUGGAGCUGGACAAGGUCCUUUCCACGUCUCCACAGGAAAUGUGUCAGCUCGCUAUGACACCAACAUCACUCCAGCCGCCUGGACCUUCUCCAUCUGGGGGGUCAUUUAUACAUGGCUUACCCUGAUGGUCUUAUACCUCACAUCAUAUGUAUUCAGAGGAUCCUGGGCUCAGAGCCUGCUGCCUUACGCCUUCUAUUUCUGCUGGCUGUCCAACAUGGUGCUGAACAUGAUCUGGCUGGUGCUGUGGGACAGAGAGGCGAUGCUGGCUGCUUUAGUGGUUUUAAUCCUGGUCACAAUUUCCAACUACAGCGCUUUGUUCUUCGUUUGCUAUGCCACCGAUCAUUACGGGCUGUGGCUACAGGCGUACCAUCGCAAGGACCUGUUCUGUCUCAGAGCUCUGGUCCAGAAUGGUCUGGCUCUCUAUGCUACAUGGACGUCGAUCGCCUCGCUCCUUAACUUCUCUGUGGUUCUUCACCUGUGGGGCGUGGAUAAGAGCACGGCAGCCACAGCCUCUCUGUGCAUCUUGUUUGGAGAGAUAGCAAUAUGGUUCAUCCUGGAGAACUGGGUACUGGAUCGCUGGGUGCGGUACAUCCUGACAGUCUACCCUGUGGUGAUUGUGGCUCUGGUCGGAAACGUCAUGAGACAUUUUAACAGAAAUGAUCCAACUCCAAACUCUAUUUUCACUGUGGUCCUGCUGGUGGUGGCGUGUGUGCUGCUGGUUUUCCGAGUGUGCUCUGUCAUCUGGAGAAACUACUGGCGCCCUCUCCUCUCUCCCGGCUCAGCACGGCUGAUGGUCUCUCCCCUUGAUGGCAGGAAAUUCAGGAUGUUCUCUUAAACAGAAGGAGCUUCUACAGAACCACCUGUAGCAGCGCUGCCUUGAAACUUUCUGCAUGAAGCCUUUAUUUUGGGAUGUUACAUUUUUUAUUUCUUAGUCUGCAUUAUAACACGGUUUAAGAAGUUAAUUUCCAUCUAUAAAGUGUUUGGAUUUAGCAUGAGAAGGACAAGACAGACAGAAGGACCUUAAACUUAACUCCUCUAACCUUUAUUGCCUCUUAAACUGCACUUAAUGCAAUGAAACAUUGUUUACACGCCAUCUUUGACAUUUCUUUGAAGAAUAUUUGAUGAGAUCUGCGUAUCAUUUCUUAACCAAUUGUGUGAUCUUUGUUAGAAGCUUUUUAUACAAAUAAAUGCCUGAUAUUCAAUUGUUUUUCUUUUGUUUUUUUAAGAAAGUGUUAAGAUAUUGUGGCCCAUUUGUUAAAUGUAUCUGUAAUAGCUGACAGUACAUGUGUUUUUGUUAGAAGGAAUAAGUUAUACAAGUAAAUUGCUAGUAAGUGGUGCCAUACCAAUAGAUGUCUUAUGUACAGAGCUGUGGAAAGUAUUUUCCCCUUUUGAUUUUUCUUUUGUGUGUUUGUCAUCUUUAAAUGUUUUAAAUCAUCAAAUAAAUUUGACUAUUAAAAAUGGUAACCUGAAUAAAUGCAAAAUGCAGUUUAUACAUGAUGAUUUCAUUUAAUAAGGGAAUAAAGCCUUCCAAACCUG